This is a messenger RNA of Chrysemys picta bellii (western painted turtle), 1100 nucleotides long. The record is from RefSeq and is a predicted model, not a curated record. NCBI's taxonomy places the organism in Eukaryota, Metazoa, Chordata, Testudines, Emydidae.
CCAGGCUUCUGAGGACAGUCUCCUACAUGUCCUACAGAAUCAGUAGCUGCAGAAGGAAAGAGACGGGGGGCACCUUGACAAGCCAGGAGCUCUUCCCCAGCUGACUCCCCUUUCCCUCCCUCAGACUGCAGUGGGCAGGGUGGCUGGCCUGCCCUUGGUCAGCUCUGCCUAUGAGAUGGCCUCUGCCAACUAUGUGGCCACCAAAGAGACCUACCCAGCCAUCAAAGCUGUCUGUGAGGUGGCAGAGACUGGGGUGAGGGCCAUCACCUCUGCUGCCAUCGUCGGGGCACGGCCCAUCCUGGACCAGCUGGAGCCACAGCUUGCAGCAGCCAAUGAAUACGCCUGUAGGGGUCUGGACAGACUGGAGGAGCAGCUGCCCAUCCUGCAGCAGCCGAUUGAGAAGGUAACUACACUAGUGUCCAGGCUGGUUCUGGAGCAGGCUGAGGCUGUGGGCCCUUCACUUCCACUAGGUGUUCAGUGACCUCUCCUGACACCUUUUCCUCUAGGUGGCUUUGGAUGCCCAAGACCUAGUGCAUGCCACAAUGGUGGGUGCCAAGGAUACAGUCUGCAGCACGGUCACUGAGGCGAAGGAUGCAGUGACCAGCAUGGUGGGCGUGGCCAAGGGGGCUGUUCAGGAGAGCGUGGAAGUGACCAAAUCUGCAGUGACCAGUAGCAUGAGCACAGUGAUAAGCUCCAGCAUGGGGCAGAUGGCUGCGAGUGGCAUAGACAUGGCACUGGCAAAAUCUGAGCAGUUGGUGGACCACUACCUCCCCAUGACAGAGGAGGAGCUUGGUAAGAACCCCUUUGGUUUGUAUUCAGCAAUGUGACCCUGGUGUCUUGGGGCAUGGCUUAGACUCCCAGCGUUCACAGCUGAGCUGCCAAACGAGCCACCUCUCCUUGGGGUUCCCUUGCAACAUGGCUUGGCUUCUAGGCCUCCCCUUGUUCCUUCAUGUUGGGCCCUCUGCUAGCCCUGCCUGAUGGAAGGAGGCUGGACUAAUGGCUUUGAUGCUGCUCCCUGUUCAGUUACCCGCUCUCUGGCUGGUCAGUGCCGCAGGACAUCCAAACAUGCCCUGGGAAAGAUUCUGUAGGCCACAAGCUUU